AUGGUGAAGCUGCUCUGCGCGGUGGUUGGAGUCGGGAGCGUCUUCCCUGUGGACAUUGAGCUCAGCGAGACGGUCGAUGAUCUGAAGACGAAGAUCAAGGAGGAGAAUCCCGGUUUGAUCUACUUUGAUGCAGAUCUGCUGAAGCUGUAUCUCGCGCGGGAGGGUGACACUUGGCUAAACUCGCGAGACGCAGACAUUAAGGCGGUUAAGGCGAAAAAACUUCCAGACCGAAUCAAAAACCUCAUGCAAGAGCACUUGCUACUGGACGAGACGUGCAGACUCAACAAUGAUGAAUACUUCGGUGACAACCUCGAGCAAGUAGACAGAGACAUUCAUGUGCUGGUGGACUGUCCGGAUGAGCCGGAUCAGGGCAUCAAGUACAAGCGUAAGUGCGUUAUUCUCCCCCACAACUACUGUAACAUGAUUUUGAUGCAGCACUACUUGAUGAUGUCAGGUCAGGAUGGAUUCGAUGGUACUUUGAUGGAGGAUUGGUUAUCAUGGCACUUGCCGUGGUCUUCUCUGCAGUCGCUGUUUACUGUGGAAAAGGAGAAACGUGCGUAA
This is a messenger RNA of Phytophthora infestans T30-4, 561 nucleotides long. RefSeq names its product Crinkler (CRN) family protein. Lineage: Eukaryota; Oomycota; Peronosporomycetes; Peronosporales; Peronosporaceae. The record is from RefSeq and is a predicted model, not a curated record. Bases 1 to 561 code for a protein of 186 amino acids. The transcript has a single exon.